Haliotis rubra (blacklip abalone) is the source of this 2643-nucleotide messenger RNA. RefSeq names its product gastrula zinc finger protein XlCGF8.2DB-like. Gene Ontology annotation, molecular function: DNA-binding transcription activator activity, RNA polymerase II-specific; RNA polymerase II cis-regulatory region sequence-specific DNA binding. The record is from RefSeq and is a predicted model, not a curated record. The transcript is spliced from 2 exons. Gene Ontology annotation, cellular component: nucleus. Gene Ontology annotation, biological process: regulation of transcription by RNA polymerase II. Lineage: Eukaryota; Metazoa; Mollusca; Gastropoda; Lepetellida; Haliotidae. The coding region runs from base 927 to 1928 and encodes 333 amino acids.
GACACAAAUUUAAAAAAAAAGAAUGACCAGGUUGGAAUUGAACUUAUACAACUGCCUUGUUCCCAGAAAGAUCACUUUGUGUGAUACGCCUGGAGUGAUGUCCCUUCGACAAACCAUCAAAGGGACAUAACCGCUGAUCAUAAUGCACGAGGAGACCGAAACGGGUGGUUCCAGCUUUCGAAAUAUGUCACAUAUGUGUGUAAGGAAGUUAACAUCAGAAGAUCCAACAGUACAUGAUGGAAAUACAAACCCAACCACAACAUCCUGGCUCUGUCAUUGAAACAGAUGUAAUCAUGGACUGGGAGAGAGCCUUUUCAACUACCUGAUCUCAAGAGCCACUUAAUGAUUUACAAGGGGGAAUCCCUGACUGUCAGAGAGCAUUGGUGGAAACAGCUGAUUCCAAGAAGUGCAAUAAUUGUGCCAGUAAAGCUGUUUGAGUGUUGCAAGUUUGGGAAAAUAGAGAUGUCAGUGAUGGAGUCUUGCUUCAAAAGUGUUGUGAGUACUUUAAAGAAUUUUCAUCAGCAAGUUAGGUGAAGAAACACUUGAGAAAUCACGGUGGACUGACAUUUUAUUUUUGUAGAAAGUGUGGGAUAGAAUCAUGGCAAAUAGCCACCAGAAGACACACAUGAAGACAUGUCAGAGUUACCACGGUGAUGUGCAUUGGAAACAUGAAUGUGGGAAAGUGUUUACAACAUCAUCAUCUAGGAACAUGCAAAGAUAUGGAGAGUCAUGACAUGAAGAGACAAUACUCAGUUGUGUGUUGAAUAUGUUUACAAGACCAAGUACAUUGCAGAGACACAUAAUGAGUCUAAGUGAAAUAAAGCCCCUUGAGUGUGAUGUGUGUGGGGAAGUAUUUAAAACAUCAUGGAGCAUGAAGACACAUCAGAAGGGUCUUCACUGUGGACUCCAGCUGUAAAGUAUACUAAAUGUGGGAAAACAUUUACUCUAAGGGGUACUCUGAAGACACAAUGAAGAGUCACAGUGGAGUCGAGCUGUUUACGUGUGCUGAAUGUGGGAGAACUUUUACACAAAGAAAUAAUCUGAAGAGACACAUGAGGCUUCACAGUGAUAUCAAGCCUUUUAAGUGUGCUGAAUGUGGGAAGGAGUUUGUACAAGCAUCAACCCUGCAAACUCACAUGAUGAAUCAUAAUGGAAUCAAGCCUUACAAGUGUGAGGAGUGUGGGAAAAGAUUUACCCGAAGAGAUACUCUGAAGACACACAUGGGGGUUCACAGUGAUACGAAGCCUUUUAAAUGUGGUGAAUGUGGGAAACAGUUUUCACAAGCAGGUAGUCUGCAGUCUCAUAUGCUGACUCACAGUGGAAUCAAGCCUUACAUGUGUGAUGCCUGCGGGAAAUCAUUUACAUUGAGAGAUACUCUGAAAACACACAUGAGGAUUCACAGUGGUAUCAAGCCUUUUAAGUGUGUUGAAUGUGGGAAAGAGUAUGCUCGAGCCGAUAGCCUUAGGUCUCACAACCUGUGUCACAGUGGAGCCAAGCCAUAUGCGUGUAGUGAGUGUGGGAAAGCGUUUCCAUUGAGAAAUACUCUGAAGACACAUAUGAGGAUUCACAGUGGUGUCAAGCCUUUUAAGUGUGGUGAAUGUGGGAAGGAGUUUGCACUAGCAGCUACCCUGCGGACUCACAUUCAGAGUCACAAUAGUGUGAAGCCUUAUGAGUGUAGUGAGUGUGGGAAAACAUUUACACAAAGCAGGUAUCUGAAGACACACUUGAGGAUUCACAGUACUGUUAAACCUUUUAAGUGUGGUGAAUGUGGGAAGGGGUUUGCACGAGCUGACAGACUACAGUCUCACGUGAUGCAUCACAGGGGAGUGAAGGCUUACAAGUGUGAUGACUGUGGAAAGACAUUUACACUGGGAAGUAAUCUGAAGAGACACAUGAGGAUUCAUAAUGGAACCAAGUCUCAAGUAUAGAGAGAGCAGGGACUUGUUAACACCAGUAAGGAAGCUUUUCACAUUCAGGUAACUUGCAGUCAAGGAGGAGGAGGAAAGUGUUUGCAACAUCAUGAAGCAUGACAAUUCACCAGAAGAGGCUUCACAGUGGAAUCCAGGUAACAUUUAUGGAAUCAGAAUUACCACAUUAUUUAUGGGCUCAUGCCCUAAAGUGAGGUGACAGUGGAUGGAACAAUCACAACAUCAAGUUGUCUGAAGUCACACAGACAUCAUGGAGUCGUGCCCUGAAAGUGUGGUGAGACUUGGAGGAACAUUCCCAGCAUCAAGUUGUCCGAAGCAGUCAGAGAGCAUCAUCAAGUUAUCCAGCCCCAGAAGUGUGCAGAGUGGCAUCAUCAGAGUAAAGUUAAGCCUCACUACUAAAGCUAAUGGCAUGAGUAUUACCUUGGUCAUGGGGACCUUGUCAUAACUUCAUCGGCCAGUGACAACUGUCAAUAGGCCCGUAAGUAGGUCAUGGCAAUUCAUGAGACCUUACAUUAUUUAGUACUUCAGGUGACAAACAACGUUUCAUACCUUUUAGAAUGGUCUUGGUUUUGCCAGUUUACAGUAAGGAACCGAUAAUCCUUGUUGGAAUAACAAAAUUCCAAUCUAACUAUCCCCAUUUUAGCCAACUAUUACGACUGUCAACAGCUGUGACGGCCAAGCAUAGUAGUACACUUAGUCCAGUCUAGUAAAGUCA